UGUGCUGCACUCCGACUUCAGUCCCCAGCAGGACAGGGGAAUAGGCCAAGCUGCUUGGCACAGAGGAGGAAGAGCCGCCCAGAGCUCUCCUCAGGCUGCCAUGGGACAAUGUGACCCAGAGAGCAGCAUUGCAGGCACACAGCCCUCCAGACAGGGACAGUACUUGAGCAGGGCACACUUCAGCCCCCUCAUGGCCCAGGAGGCUGGGGACGAGGGUGCAGUGGGGUAUCCUGGCUCUGUGCACUGCAGCUGGGACGGUGGCACAAAGCUCAGCAGGUUGGAGACUCCGCUUUCGAGGCCCCGAAGCUCAUGUCAGAGGCAGGCAGGUCAGUGCUUUCUGCCUCCCCAUGCCCGCCCCGCGGGACUGGGGACGUGGGCACGGUGGGCUCAGACAGGGCUGUCCUCACAGGGCAUUCAGCAGCCACCAGCAGCACCCACCAGGGUCGCUGCCAGCGCUUGUUUACCCUUGAGCAGAUCAAGAAGGCCAAGCUGCAUGUGGAGAUGGCUGUUAAGGAGAAGAAGAUCUUCAUGGUGCAGGGCCCCUACCCCAUCAUCCGCCAGCUGCUGCGAGCCCGGGGCUGGGUGGAGAGGAAGGCGCCCAGGACGGGCAGACAGCUGGAGCAGCACUGCAGUGACCAAAACAGGCAGCGGCAGCACACGGCGCCAGGCAGUGCCAAGCAGAGGGAGGUGCUGCUGAACCCACGUGGUGGGGCACAGCCUGUUGUGGAGAGCACAGACCCCCUGCACCACCCAUGGCUACCUGCCGAGAAGGAGGAGGAGCAGUGCGAUGAGGACCCGCUCUGCAUCCACCGCCUCAUGUCCUACCUGGCACGGGACCAGUUGCCAAACUUCAUCUGGACCAACUUCAUUGAGACCGUUGACCGCCAGCUGCUGCAGGAGGACAGCGUGCUGAACCACUAUGCCCGGGUGGAUGCAUUCACCACCAAGGAGGGGCUGUGCCUCAGCCUACAAAACCUGCCGUGGAUUGAGAAAGCUGACCCCAACGCCUUCUUCCCCCGGUGCUACAGGCUGGGGACCAGAGAUGAUCGAGAAGCUUUCAUUGAGGAUUUCCGCCUGACAGCAGCACGCAGCCUGCUCAAACUGGCCCUGGAGGAGGCUGGGGACAGGCCAGUGAGGACUGAGCAGAUCCCAAACUCUAACAAUAGGGAAGCACAGCCAGGCUCCCCCCUGUACCCUGAGCUGGUAGAGGAAGCCCUGGAGGUCUGUAAGCAGCACCUGGGCGUUCUGCAGCACGAGGACAUCGACAGGAACACCCCGUCCCCCUGCAGGACAUGCAUCGACUGGGACAACUUCCUGCGGCAAUACUACCGUGUGGCACAUGAGGGGGCAGGGCUGGUGCUGACCAGGCAGCAGCGGAAGCAGUGCCAGAACCUGCUGCAGAGCCUGGCAGAGAAGCUGCCCCAGCUUGACAUGGAGGGCAAGCUCAACGUCUGGAUCCUCAAGCCUGGUGCUGAAUCCCAAGGCAGAGGCAUCAUCUGCAUGACGCGGCUGGAGGAGAUGCUGCAGCUGGCAUGGAGCUGCACAGCACCCUCGGUGCAGGUGGGCAGGUGGGUGGUGCAGAAGUACGUGGAGCGGCUGAUGACCAUCUUUGGCACCAAAUUCGACAUCCGGCAGUGGUUUGUUGUGACUGACUGGAAGCCACUGACCGUCUGGUUCUACCAAGACUGCUACCUGCGCUUCUGCUCGCGGCCCUUCUCCCUGCAUCACCUGGAGCGUGCCAGGCACCUCUGCAACGUCUCCGUCCAGAAGUGGUACAAGACGUCACCAGACCAGGACCCCCGUGUGCCCCCCGACAAGAUCUGGUCAAACAAGCAGUUCCAGGAAUACCUGGCACAGGUGGGGCAGGCAGAUGCUUGGCACGGGGUGCUGGUGCCCGGCAUGAAGGCGGCAAUCCUGAACGCUCUGCGCAGCGCCCGGGACCGGGUGCGCUUCCGCAAGGGCAGCUUCGAGCUCUAUGGGGCCGACUUCGUUGUUGGGGAGAACCUCCAGCCCUGGCUGCUGGAGAUCAACUCCUGCCCCACCAUGAGCCCCUCCUCGGCAGUGACCCGACAGCUCUGUGCCAACGUCCAGCGGGACACGCUGCGCCUCGUGCUCGACCGCAAGGACAACCCCAGAUGUUCCAUUGGAGCGUUUGAGCUCAUCUACAAGGAGGUAGACUGGGGGGAUGGGGGCCACACACCCCCCAGACACCCUGAGCCCCUCCAAUACCUGCUGUCUCCCUGCAGGCAGCUGUGCCCAAGCUUCUGUCAGGACGUGUGAAGCUGCUGGUCAAAGGCUGUUCCCUGAAGAGCCUCCAGUCAGAACAAGAGCAAGCCCGGGACCAGCUCCCCAGGAC
This is a messenger RNA of Melospiza georgiana, 2356 nucleotides long. RefSeq names its product tubulin tyrosine ligase like 3 (gene TTLL3). Gene Ontology annotation, biological process: cilium movement; cilium assembly; protein polyglycylation. Bases 310 to 2280 code for a protein of 656 amino acids. Lineage: Eukaryota; Metazoa; Chordata; Aves; Passeriformes; Passerellidae. Gene Ontology annotation, cellular component: cilium. The transcript is spliced from 9 exons. The record is from RefSeq and is a predicted model, not a curated record. Gene Ontology annotation, molecular function: protein-glycine ligase activity, initiating.